Molecule: messenger RNA, 1226 nt
Organism: Spinacia oleracea (spinach)
Lineage: Eukaryota; Viridiplantae; Streptophyta; Magnoliopsida; Caryophyllales; Amaranthaceae
Exons: 3
Coding region: 299-967 (222 amino acids)
Source: RefSeq, a predicted model, not a curated record
UCUCUUCGGAAAUAUAUAUAAUUCAACAAUUUUCAGGAGAAAUCAACAAAUAAGUCAGCCCUAACCAACUUCAUUAAAUUGAUCUCUACCUUCAUCAUCUCCUUCAAUUCAUCUCUACAUUAAUCAUCUCCUUCAUCAUAUCUCUGCAUCUUUUUCCUCGAUCCUCCUCCUCCUCCCGCAUAUACUAAACCCUUAAAACCCUUACAACAAAACCAGAUACUCAGCGCCCGCCUCUACCAACCACCUUUCCUUCAAUUCUCCAUCGAUCGAUUGUACGUGUUGCAAGUGGAGGACGAAGAUGGCUGAAGUAGCAACAACUUAUGCUAAAUGUGAUGUGACAAGACAGAAAUCGAGGUCGUUAAAACUUGUUAUAAGGAAGCCUGCAAUCAAAUCCACACAAAUACCUCAAGUGAAGGAUCCAUCAGUAGUUGAUGGCUACAAUAAGCGUGUAGGAACUAAAGUAAAUUAUGGCUUCCAAAAAUCAAACCAAAAAACGCCUGUCUCUAUUACUGGAUUGAAGCGUAGACCUGAGGAAGUAUUAGAAGAAGAAGAAGAAGAAGGUGGUCCUAAACCGAAGAGGUCGAAGAUGGACAGUGGUGCAAUACUACAUUGGAAGCCUGUUGAAAUGAAUUUGGAAAGGGAUCAUCACAAAGAUAUUGCAAUUGAACUCUCCCCAUCAAAAAUGUUACGUGUGGCACAAUUGAAGAGUAGGUUUGCAGAAACCAUACUCAAAGCCCAACGUUACACUUCGUUGCAACAGGGUGAUAAAACAAUUGGGCAAGAAGAUAAAGAGUCAGCUGCAAUAUUAAAUGAAGAAUCUGAAAUUAAAAGGAAAAGACAAGAAGCGAGGGAGGAAGCCAGGAUGGCUAUUAGAAAGGUGGAACAGUCGGUCAAUUUUGAAGACAACUUUCAAGUUAUGAAAGAUUUUGAAGCUCUAAUUGGAGCGCCUAGUCGAUCUUGGCGAUGAAUAUUAAAGAUUUCCUUCAUUUUCCAUUAGUUCUAAUAAUCUCUACUUUCCAAAAUGUUGUUAAAGAUUUCCCUGUGAAAGAAUGUGAAUAAGUAUGUUAACAGUCAAGAGUAGUGCAAAUAUGCAAUGUGUAUUAGAGUUAUCGACAUAUAUCCCUUAAGUUCUGCAUGUAAUUAGUUUACUCAUUAGGGUUUUACUUGUUGUCAAACUUUACUGUUUAUAAUUAAUGAGUAUGGUACCUUUUCUCUUAAUCAUUAAU